Pyrus x bretschneideri (Chinese white pear) is the source of this 1530-nucleotide messenger RNA. RefSeq lists its product as uncharacterized. The record is from RefSeq and is a predicted model, not a curated record. The transcript is spliced from 4 exons. Lineage: Eukaryota; Viridiplantae; Streptophyta; Magnoliopsida; Rosales; Rosaceae. The coding region runs from base 123 to 1169 and encodes 348 amino acids. Gene Ontology annotation, molecular function: acyltransferase activity, transferring groups other than amino-acyl groups.
GUGCAGUUGACAGGAAAAUCCAUAGGAAAAGUAGAAGAAAAUGGGAUUACAGAAGAUUUCAACUCCAUACAAACAAGUAAUAGAAGCAAGCAAGUAGACAUUGAGCUACUGUUUUUCUUUCCAUGGCUGCAACUAUUUCGCUCUCUUUCUCUUUAGAUCCACAGCGGUACCACCACCACCGCCACUGCCAUCUCUUCUCCGUCACCCACCACUUCAAACCCCACCAAAACCUUCCCGUCACUCCCUCUACCUCCUCAACUGUUCUCCCCAAGUACUCACUUUCUAUUUUCCCCAAGUCAGACCGUUUCGCCUUCAAAUCCUCCUCCUCCCCAUCUCAUUCUCCCACCACCACCACCGCCACCACCACCACUACUGAUUCCGAUACUACUACUUCAACAACUUCGUCAUUUCUCGAAUACCCUCUUAGAACAGGUAAGUUUCUGAGCAGUGAAGAGCUCGAGCAGCUCAAACGCCUCGAGGAUUUCAGGUACUACCAGGAAUUGGAAUCUGGGUCGAUGUGGGUUCGGGUGAUGAGGCCGGAGGAGUUGGACAUCACCGUCGGGUUGCUCGCCGAGUCGUUCGCGGAGUCGAUGCUUUUGCCUUCUGGGUAUGUGUCUGUGCUGGGCUACUUGGUCAAGCAGUACUUGUUUGAAAGAAUGGAGCUUCUUCCCAACACCGCCACGCUCAUCGCGUUUUACAGAAGAAGAAAAGAAGAGGGCAAAGAAGAAGAAGAAGAACAACUGGAAGAAGUAGAAGAAGAAGAUGAAGUUGAGCUUUUGGCGGGGACGGUGGAAGUUUGCUUUAACAAAAAGGGUGCCGUUGCCUCGCCUCCUACACCAACUCCUCCCAAGAAUUCGCCUUAUAUUAGUAACAUGGCGGUGAAAAAAUCGCUUCGGAGGAGGGGCAUCGGAUGGCAUCUUUUGAAGGCAAGCGAGGAACUAAUCUCGCAGAUGAGUUCCUCAAGAGAGGUGUACUUGCAUUGCAGGAUGAUUGAUACAGCUCCAUUCAACAUGUAUAAAAAAGCAGGAUACGACAUUGUAGAGACGAAUACCAUUUUGGUUUUGUUGCUGUUGCAGAGGCGCAAGCACUUAAUGUGCAAGAAACUUCCAGUGUUAACCAACUUUUCAGAAUCGGAUACAUUCUGUUCUGAAGAGGAAUUAACACGAUGAGUGUUUAUGUGAAAAUCAUAAUAUGUGUCUCUGAGGAUAGAUGAUUAAAGGCCUUGAGGUUGUCAAGAUUAUCCAGCUGGGUUGUCUUUUGCGUAGAAUGCUUGAUCCUAUGUGCCGAUUGCUUGCAUUUUGUAAUGUGUAUGGUAGAGACUUGGUUUGUUGCAGGUAAUCUCAUCAGUCAUUUCUAUUUGUUGUAUGUUGUAUGUAGUCCUAGGGACCUAGACUUCUAACCUUAAUGCAAACAUAUAGUUCAAUGACCAUAUCCACUCUCGUUUUGGUACAUGUGAGUUAGAUAUUGAAGGAUUCAAGUAAAUAGAGUAGGGAACUAUAGAGAUAUAUGAAACAGUAGUAUUAUUCUUUC